CAUCCCGCCCACGGAAGCAGCAUGGACAGUUUGUGGACACAUUUCUGUUGAGACUCCUCCGUCCAUGACCUGAUGGACGUCAGUCCCGCCUCAGUCCAGAGCGGGGACAGAGGCCCGGGCAGGCCCUCUCAUCCCGGGACUUUCUUACCCGGAGAGUCCGGGAACAGCGACGACCUUAGCGCGGGAUGCGUCGUGGACUUUCCGGUGUCGGUGAUCCUUCCCGCCGGCGGCACCGGAGAACGAACCGGACUGCAAACCCCUAAACAGUUCUGUUCGUUUCAGGGUAGACCGCUCAUAAGUUACACGGUCCAGGCUUUUGAGAGAGUGCCAUGGGUCCAAGUCAUCGUUGUGGUCGUUGCCAAAGAAAACCUGGACCUGAUGAUGGACAUCGUCCAGCGGUUCCGGCACGGGAAGGUUCGGGUCGUGCCAGGCGGCUCAACUCGCCACCGGUCAAUAUGUAACGGAGUCAUGGCUCUGAGCGAGGAGGAGAGGCCAGCAGCUGACCGACCCAAGGUGGUCAUCAUACACGACGCCGUACGGCCUUUUGUGGAGGAGGACUUUCUGCAGGAGAUCGCAGUGGCAGCCAAGGAACAAGGGGCAGCUGGAGCCAUUCGUCCCCUUGUUUCCACCGUGAUAGCCACAACAUCGGAGGGUUACCUGGAUCAUUCUUUGGAGCGAGCCAAGUACAGAGCCAGUGAGAUGCCUCAGGGCUUUACAUACGACGUCAUCUAUCAGGCGUACCACAGGUGCACGGAGUCGGACCUUGAGUUUGGUACCGAGUGUCUCCAUCUGGCUUUGCAGUACUGUGGCAUCAACGCAAAGCUUAUUGAGGGCCCGCCAACGCUGUGGAAGGUGACCUACAAACGGGAUUUGGCUGCAGCAGAGUCUAUUAUCAAAGAGUCACUGGCCCAGUCCGCAUGCCUUCUCACCGGAGGACUGGCACCUGUUACGGCACUGGCUGAUGUCCUCCGAAAGGCUUUUGUCGCUCUGCACAUGGAGCUGGAUGUGGUCCCAGAUCUGCUGGGAGACAACGCCAGGUGUCUGUUGAAAGAGUGGAACUUCAUCCAGGUUUCUGUCACGUCUUCUUGCCUGUCUCAAGUGGAAGCUGUACUCAAGGCUUUGGAGGCAGCAAAUCGAGCUCUUCUCCACCCACCGGUUGUCAUUUGGGUACGUCUGAGCAGUGCACACGAGCACAUGGUCAACAGGACAGAGUUUGCUGCAAUCAUGGACCUGGCCUCUGCAGCCAAGCUCCAAAAUAUUCUCCUCUAUGGAAUCCAGCUUCAUCGGUCCGAGGACACAGAGCAGUGGGAGAGGUCGGUGUCGAGGGUGGCUGAGAUGGCAUCGGCCUUGAUUCAGAACCGAAACCCCGUCUUGGUGGGGCAGCUUCUACAGGCGUGAGGAGGGGCAGCGUCAACAUGAGGUCCUGAAGUUCUGACUGAGAGCUGCUGGACCGAGGCUCAUUUGAUCUACAUGUGAAGUGACCUCAGCGUGCAUCAACAUGAUGGACGCAAACGCCAGCAGAGCAUGAGGUACUCUGACUUUCACCUGCACCUCCUGCGAU
Nematolebias whitei (Rio pearlfish) is the source of this 1561-nucleotide messenger RNA. RefSeq names its product CDP-L-ribitol pyrophosphorylase A (gene crppa). Gene Ontology annotation, molecular function: D-ribitol-5-phosphate cytidylyltransferase activity. NCBI's taxonomy places the organism in Eukaryota, Metazoa, Chordata, Actinopteri, Cyprinodontiformes, Rivulidae. The transcript is spliced from 10 exons. The coding region runs from base 73 to 1398 and encodes 441 amino acids. Gene Ontology annotation, cellular component: cytosol. Gene Ontology annotation, biological process: isoprenoid biosynthetic process; protein O-linked glycosylation via mannose. The record is from RefSeq and is a predicted model, not a curated record.